GAUUUUGCAACUGCCUUGUCAUAACUAAAAAUAGAUAUGUUGACAACACUACUUCAAUCGGCCAGCUAAAAAUCGGAAAUUUACGCCACUCAAAAAUCUCCAAUCGAAAAUAAAACAAAUAUAAAUAAAAUAAUCUAAUGCCAAAAUAAGAUAGACCCACCUGGUUUGUAGCGACAGCGAAAUUUGCCGAUAUGUCCGUUCGCUACGACUGGUACCAAUCGGAAACGAAGGUGGUCGUGACCGUUUUGCUGAAAAACGCCGCAGACAAGAACUACAAUGUGUCCAUAGAGGCGCGCCGGCUACACAUGACCGCCGACGGAUAUGAGCUUGACCUGAAUCUGCAGCACAACGUCGUGGUGGAGCGCUCCUCCCACAAGGCCUAUCCGUCGAAGGUGGAAAUCACACUAGCCAAGGAAACGGGCGUCCGUUGGGAGAGCCUCGAGGAGAAAGACAAGGCGGUGGCUACCGCUGCCCCAUCUAAGGCGCAGGCAAAGAACUGGGAUCUUUUGGUCAGCGAGGAGGAAAAGAUCGACGAGAAGGAGGCCAAGGGCGAGACGGCUCUCAACAACCUGUUCAAGAAGAUCUACAGCACCUCGUCGCCAGAGGUGCAGAAAGCCAUGAACAAAUCCUUUUCAGAGUCCGGGGGUACCGUGCUCAGCACAAACUGGAAUGAGGUUUCCAAGGAGAAGGUCACCGUAAAGCCUCCAGAGGGAACUGAGUUCCGCGAGUGGGAGAAAUGAACUAAUGCGACCGGAGACACAGAUGUAAACAGAGAUAAACAAAUAUACAUAUAUUUAUAGCAUUGAAAAAGAAAGAGUUUAGAACGACCCGUAUUUUAUUAAAAGAAACUAACAAUGA
Molecule: messenger RNA, 858 nt
Organism: Drosophila ananassae
Lineage: Eukaryota; Metazoa; Arthropoda; Insecta; Diptera; Drosophilidae
Gene: Sgt1
Product: protein SGT1 homolog
Exons: 1
Coding region: 192-740 (182 amino acids)
Biological process (GO): protein stabilization
Molecular function (GO): protein-folding chaperone binding
Source: RefSeq, a predicted model, not a curated record